AUGACCGCCAUCCCGCUCGACCAGUUCGACGCCGUGCUUGGCUCCACCUCGACCGAGAUCUCGUCGGUGGCUCUGGGCGGCCGCGUGCUCAGCACGUCGGACGAGUGGUUCGCUCCCGCCUCGUCGCUGCUCAAGGUCGGUCCUGCGCCUUCGCUCAAGGGCCAGUUCGGUCCCAAGGGUGCGCUCUUCGACGGCUGGGAGACGCGCCGUCACAACCCGACCUACGACUGGGUCAUCCUGCGCCUCGGCCCCAACGCCGGCGGCCGUUUCAUCGGCUUCGACGUGGACACGGCCAACUUUAUCGGCAACGAGGCACCCGAGAUUUCGAUUCAUGCGCUCACACUGACCCCCGAGGAGGAGGCCAGCACGGGUAACGCACUCGCCGAGAACGACGCGCGAUGGGAGACUCUUGUGCCCGUCUCGCCAUGCGGACCGUCGCAGAGGCACCUCUUCAAGCUCGAGGCGGACAAGCAGCAAAAGGUGUACACGCACGUCAAGCUGCACAUGAUCCCCGAUGGUGGCAUUGCGCGUUUCCGCGUUUACGGCGUGAUCCCUCCACCGCCCGUCGGACAGGGUGACGGCGAGCAGAUCGACGCUACCAACAGCGCACUCAACGUGCUCGACCUCGCGCACUGCCUCAACGGCGGCCGCAUCGUCUUCACGGACGACCAGCACUUUGGCGCGGGAAGCAACAUCCUCCUCCCCGGCAGGGGCAAGGACAUGGGUGAUGGAUGGGAGACGCGCCGCUCGCGCGGCAAGGGCCACUUUAACUGGGCCAUCAUCAAGCUUGGAGAGCCAGGUCUGCUUUCGUACGCCGAGGUGGACACGGCGCACUUCCUGGGCAACUUCCCCGAGUCGACUGAGCUGCUCGGCACUGUGCACGAGGCGGACUCGGUUCCCUCUCCCGAUGCCAAGUGGGUGACGCUGCUGCCACGCACCAAGCUCGGCCCUGGUCGUCGCCACUUCUUUGCGCUCACCGACGGUGCUGCGGCGGCGUACACGCACGUCAUGGUCAAGAUGCACCCGGACGGCGGCAUCAAGCGUGUGCGCAUCCACGGUCGUCGUGCGGCGCCGCUGGCUGCCGCCAAGAUUGCGGCGGAGUCGCUGCCUGCCGUACCUGUGCCGCAGGACAUCCAGGACCCUCUGCCGUCGGCUACUUCGGACCCCUUUGCUCCCGUAAGUGCCGCCACCUCCCUCGCGCCUUCUUCAACCUCCUCGACCUCCUCGGCGGCUGCGGGUAUUGUGAUCCACGGCAAGUUUGUGCCAGCGGUGCCGCUGACGACGGCGGCGUUUGCUGCGUAUGGCGCGGUGAUCGACGGUCCGUCCGGUACCAACCCUGAUGCCGGCAAGCCGUUCAAGGUGGUGAACCAGGGCACGGCGAGGAAGUACCUCGACUUGGCGGCGAUUGUCAACAACUACUCCGCCGAGGCACAGGCGCGCACCAACGUGCACGUGUACCGCUGCGACCCUGCGGCCGCGCUGCCGUUUGAGGUGAAGCUGCUCGAGCGACACCGCUUCACCACGCAGGCGUUCAUCCCUAUGGUGCCCGUGGCGGGUAAACAGCAGGGCUUCCUCGUCGUCGUCGCGCUCAACGGUCAAGAUGACCGCCCAGAGUUGAGUUCGCUCGGUGUGUUUAUGGCGACGACCGAACAGGCGAUCCAGUACCAUCCGGGUAUCUGGCACCAUCCCAUGAUCGCGCUCGGCCAACAGCCGACCGACUUUGCAUGCAUCGUCAACGAGUCCGCCUCCCACCCGCAACUCGACUGCGACGAGGUCGAGGUAUAG
Messenger RNA from Moesziomyces antarcticus, 1785 nucleotides. Its product is annotated as allantoicase. Gene Ontology annotation, biological process: allantoin catabolic process. The transcript is spliced from 3 exons. The record is from RefSeq and is a predicted model, not a curated record. Gene Ontology annotation, molecular function: ureidoglycolate hydrolase activity; ureidoglycolate lyase activity; allantoicase activity. Lineage: Eukaryota; Fungi; Basidiomycota; Ustilaginomycetes; Ustilaginales; Ustilaginaceae. The coding region runs from base 1 to 1785 and encodes 594 amino acids.